CAGGGCCCCGCCACCAUGACGGGUUCAUCAGCAGUACCACGUCAGCAGGGCCCCGCCACCAUGACGGGUCAUCAUUGGGCAUGACAGGCCAACUGGCCGGCAAGUCCAUUGACGAGUACCAUCAGCGGUUUCUAGCUCAGCUCGCACUGAUUGAGGUUGAGGUACAGCGCCAGGCGGCAGCCGAGGCAGCCCGCCUACAGGCUGAAGCAGAGGCAGCAGCUGAAAAGCAGUGGCUUCAGGCUAAAGCAGACGCAGAUACCCAGGCACGCCGCAAGGAGGGCCAGGAUCUGCUACAGCGGCACGAAGCUGCCAGCGUCGAAAGGCUCAAGUUCUGGCAUUUUGAACCAGCUGAGGACAACGACAAGGCGACACCGGAAGAGCAGCACAAGGAGUUCCUCUCCAAACUCGUGACCCGGUUGGUUUACACUUGUAACCACCUGCAGUCCGAGUUAGAGAAACAACACCAGGAACUGGCGAACCAGCACCAGGAACUGGCAAAUCUCCGACAGACAGUGCAGAACCACAAGGAUCUGCACAAGGAUGCUACACGAGCACUUCAUUCCCGUGUACAGGACUUGGAGCAAGUUGCACCAAGACCAGAUGUUGGUGAGUCCAGGAGUGCACCCUCAACCCGCCAAUUGGAGGAACGAGUUGACCAUGUAGUCGCAAUGCUCGGCGACAUCAGCACCUUCGCCGCACCAGCCACCAUCAGCGAGCAGCUCGACACCUUGCAGACCGAGCUCAGGCAGCUACACCAGCCGCCCGAUAACGAUCGCAGCACAUCGAAGCACGACAAGAUGCCGACGUUCGGGAUCGAGAAAUCUGACGACUAUACGCAUCAGGACCCUGUCGUCUGGUGGGACUGUUUUACAACGGAGCUUGGGAUUCACGAGGUCCCCGAAUACUUGUUCAUCUCGGCGUUGUUCCUCAACAUCAAGGGUGGAUGCCAGAUUUGGCUCAGCCACAUGGCAACCAUCUACGGCGUCCAGGUCAACCAUCCAUACAAGAAGAUCUCCUCGGAAGAUCUGAUGAGAGAAUGGAAGAAGUGGUUCAUCGUUGAUGACGCCCCGACGCUCGCCAUCAACCGCCUCUUCACCAUGACUCAAGGCAACACACCGACACGCGAUUGGCUCACGAAAUGGCAAAAGAUCGUGGCAACGCCCGAUCUCGAGUUGCCAUUUUCACAUCUGCGCCGAGAGUUCUAUAACCGGUCGUGUGCCGCCUUGAGCCUCGCACUUGGUGAUCGUGAGCAGUACAUGACCUUGCCGAAAUUAUCGACAAGGCGCGGGAGAUCAUCAAGGCCAACCGGGCUGCUGCACACAAGAAGUCAGCGUGGCAGCCAACCUAUGUGGAGAAAGGAAAAUUUGGUCCACGUCCGCAGCAUGUCGUUGCAGUCCAACCAGACAACAUUGUGGAAGACCCGACAGCCACCUCAGCAUCACGUGAGGGAGAUCAGGUGGCCGCUGUCCAGCUGUGAAGCAACAACAACUCCCGUGGAAAAGGGAACGCAAAAACCGCAUCGCCAACUGGAAACGGACAGCCAGUACCAUGGGUCAAGUUUAACUUCACUGAGGCCGAAUACAAGUGGCACAGCUGGUAUGGUUGCUGCUAUUGGUGCAACAGCACCAAGCACAAGACCUCCCAAUGCCCGGAUCAAGGCAAGGAGGACGUUCAACCUUGACUCAGCUCGGGCAACUAAGUUGCGCAGGAGCGAGGCCGUGUCCUUUGACAUUUUGGACACCCAGUUAGACGUGAUCUUGGGCAUGUCAUGGCUGCGAAGCGAGGAUCACCCGGUAAACUUCUACCACUGCACCGUUCACGUCCGUGAUCGGAACGGAGUACUAGUCCCAUGCACGGUGCCUCCUCCUCACCCUUCGAUCAGCUGCCACGUGGUGUCCGCCGCAAGCAUUCGAGCUUCCAUCACCAGGGACGACAUCAAGGAGAUGGGGGGGUGUUUUCUCCACGUCCUCCCUCCCCAUGACAUUCCAUCGACGGACUCAUCACCUGACCAUCGCAUCAUCGAGCUUCUUGACGCCUACGGCGACGUGUUCGAAGUCUCGCACGGAGUAGUACCGGAUUGGCCCAUCCGCCACGAAAUCAUCCUCGAGGCCGGGGCCGUACCUCCGCGUGGUUGCAUCUACCGCAUGAGCGAGGAAGAGUUAAGUGUGCUACGGGCACAACUCGACGACCUUCUUGAGAAAGGUUGGAUUCGGCCUAGCUCUUCGCCAUACGGCGCUCCCGUUCUCUUCGUCUGGAAGAAGAACAAGGACUUGCGGUUGUGCAUCGAUUAUCGCAAGCUCAACGCUCAAACUGUCAAGAACGCCGGCCCUCUUCCGCUCAUCGAUGACCUCCUCGAACGGCUGGGCGGCGCCAAGUUCUUCUCGAAGCUUGACCUCAAAUCGGGAUAUCACCAACUCGAGAUCCGGCAGGAGGACCGCUACAAGACCGCGUUUAAGACUCGAUAUGGGCAUUUCGAAUGGUUGGUUAUGCCUUUUGGCCUUACGAAUGCCCCGGCCACAUUCCAAGUGACUAUGACAACGGAGUUCCGACACAUGCUGUAUAGAUUCGUAUUGAUCUACCUCGACGAUGUAUUGGUGUAUAGCCGGAGUUUGGACGACCAUGUGGAGCACCUGCGCACCGUUUUUGAGCGGCUACGACAGGCCAAGUACAAAGCCAACCACGACAAAUGUGAAUUCGCACGGCAAGAGAUGGAGUACUUGGGACACUAUGUGACGCCGCAAGGCAUCCGUCUGCUCGCGGACAAGAUUGAGGCCAUCCGCGUAUGGCCCGAGCCCACCAACACCACGGACGUUCGCUCAUUCAUGGGGUUGGCAGGCUACUAUCAACGCUUCAUCACCGGAUACUCAAGGAUCACCGCACCAUUAACGAGACUACAAUUGCCAAAGGUGCCAUUGGUAUUCGACGACGACGAGCGCCGGUCAUUCCAAGCACUCAAGACGACUAUGCUCAUGGCACCCGUCCUUAGCAUCUACGACCCCAUCUUGCCAACAAGAGUCACGACUGAUGCUUCUAGCUAUGGCAUUGGGGCAGUCUUGGAACAACAAGACGGCGACAAUUGGCACCCACUUGAGUAUUUCAGCCACAAAGUGCCUCCCAUCAACUCACUUGAUGAUGCAAGGAAGAAGGAACUACUUGCAUUCGUGAUGACUCUCAAGCGUUGGCGGCACUUCCUCCUUGGGCGUUAUAGGUUCACAUGGGUCACUGACAACAACCCGUUGACCUACUAUAGGAUGCAGGAUACGGUGAGAAGCACGAUCAGGGGCGACCAAUUUGACUUCACAUCGAAACAUCUCUCCGGCCUCUCCAAUCGCGCAGCAGAUGCACUCUCGAGAAACCCGAUCUUUGCGCUAUGACACAUCAUGCCUUCUCGUUUGACGAGGAACUCCAGCGGCACUUCAUCCGGGGCGAUGAGUCCGAUUCGGAUUUCGCCACGC
Chara braunii is the source of this 3455-nucleotide messenger RNA. NCBI's taxonomy places the organism in Eukaryota, Viridiplantae, Streptophyta, Charophyceae, Charales, Characeae. The record is from the annotation of a GenBank genome assembly.